AUACAUCCACCAAACUUUACUCUUCUGUGGGUGAGCAAGGUUUUUAUUUUAUUUUUACCCUUCCAUCAUCUCUGCUGCUCGUCAUCCUCGUUAGCUCGACUGUUCCCUUCCUCCCCUUCCUCCCCUUCCCCAUCACCUGCUCGGCUUUCUUGUGCGUCUCUUGCACUCUGCCAAGAAAGACAAAACGGCACCAAGGACACAUCCGCCGUCCGCCCACCCAGGCAAUCAAUCAUCAGUCAACCCAGCCCGGACACCUUCAAGGACGAUCCAUACCCAUCCAUACCACACCACACAUAUCACCAAUAUUCCCCUUCCCUUCCCACGAAAAGCCCCAUGUAACGAUCCCACAUUCCCUCUCAUCCACCCAUCAUCUCCACUACACACCUAACCUAGUCUUGCGUCCACACACACGCGCACAUACACUCUCUCACACACACACACACACACACACGCACAUCCAUCUUCAAAUUCUUCUCAACUGUACGAGUUUCUCCGUUGUUGCUGCAACGCGCUGCAUGCCCUAGACCUUUCCACCAUCCCAAGGUCCCGAAAUCCCUUUUGCCUUCUCCCGUUGAGCUCGCCCUCCCUCCGAAGCUUUCACAACCCAACCGCAACCGAAAAAUAAAGGAGAAAUAGGAUAGAAAAAAAAUAAGAAUAGGAAUAAGAAUAACCGGAUCCGCGCGCUGCGGCUGCGCUUGUCUUGCCUUCCUCCACAUUCGCUGCUUCAAUAACAUAGGUUGUCUCUUUGAUUGCAUCCCUCCUCCCACAGCCCUCGCACCUCUCCCCCAUUCGUUCAUCUGGUGUCCGCUUCUCUCGCAUAACCUUUUUUCUUUUUUGUCGUCGUCGUCGUCCUCUCCUUUAUCAAUUCACCUCUUUUCCUUUCAUCGCCAACACCCUUUCAACAUUCUCCCAUCCAUUGCCUGUAUCACGUAUCACCCUCCGUUCCAUCCUUUUAAACCCCCCCUCCUCCGCCACCUUGAGGCGGCCCUCCUGGGCAUCUGCAUUCUCUGUCUCGCACUCCCAAUUCGUUGCCAGUACUCUGCCCCAGCUGCUCGCCUUUGUCACGUGCGUCCCUUGAGCUCCUUAUGGCGGGCUCACUGACGUCCGACCAGGUAAAUUAUCUGAUUUGGAGGUACGUCUUCAAUACUGAAUUCCUUCACCCUUGGAGGUUUCCCGUCAAUCAACUUACACCUUCGUGAAAACGUGUAGAUAUCUUCAGGAGUCAGGUUUGUGGCCUCCCCUCGUUUGCGACCCGUAGUUGAGGGUUUUUCCAUCCUCGCUUCCCCCGGGAAGGGACUGGUUGCUUAAACAUUUUUCGUGUGUGUGACAGGGUUUAAAGAUUCAGCAAUCACCUUUCAGCAGGAAAGCCAUACGGCUGGGAGCGAUGAUGUUUUACGGCCAACAAUCAGGCCGGGUGCCCUGAUACAUUUGAUCCAACGAGGUCUGCAGUACCUGGAGUGCGCGGCGCUUGUGAAUAAGGCACGUUUCCAGUUGUAGCUUGGUGUUGUGCGGGUUAUUUUUUUUCGAAGGGUACCACAAUCGCUGACUAAGCGAGCAGGACGGAUCCAGAAAAAAAGCAGUCGAGCCAUUUUCCUUCUUUCAUGUGGAAGAUGAGGGAGUUGGGGAAGAAAAUGGACACGCAGAUGAGGAUGGAGACGAAUUAAUGGGGGCAUCAAAGUCGCCCACUGCAACUUCCACAACAACACAGACCAAUUACUCAAGGAAACACGGAAGGGAUGAUGGGAUCAAUGGGCUUUCUAAUGCAGGGGCAAACCCAACUGGCGGUGCCAGUGGUGGCGGUGGGACAUCGCAUAAACGGAGGAAAAAGGCGGUUUCUGGCCCCGAUGGUGAUACGCCGAUGACCGAUGGAUUCCCUGAGACUCCGGUUACCGUUGCGGAGGAGCCUCGUGUCACCAAUGGGUGUAGUGUUGGCGUGCAGGUGGAGGAGGGCACUGUGGAGAUCACAGCGGAGGAUUCGGUAAUACUGGGGCAGGAGGAUAAGAAUAUUUCGAUUUGUGCAUGGAAUCCUAUUCAUUCGAAUGUCCUUGCAACCGCAAGUCAAGAUUCUAUUGCACGGAUAUGGAAUGUGCCGAUAGAUGCCACCUCAUCGACCGCGAUCCAAAACAAAGUUAUUUUGCACGACCCAAGCAGAUCCCUUAACCGAGAUGUUACUGCGAUCCGCUGGAGUCCAGGAGGUGACUUGAUUGCUACUGGCUCCUAUGAUGGCCAGACUCGGAUAUGGACUACAGACGGUCUGCUGCGGCAUACCUUACCACCACACCAUGGACCCGUCAUAGCGCUCAAAUGGAACAAGUCAGCGGACACCUUAUUAUCACUGUCUUGUGAUGGAAAAAUUAUUGCUUGGGAUGCUUUAACAGGGGAUAUGCGACGGAGUUUCGAGCAAACAAUGGAAGACCAAGGAAAGGGGGGCCAGGCGAGGGGGGGACAAGCAGAGGCAGCGACAGACAUGGACUGGAUAAGCGAAAGGCAGUUUGCGAUCUGCGGCAAUGGGGGAAGUGUUGGGAUCUACGAUUUGGAUCAUGAUAGCUUACUGAAUGCGGAUACAUCUCAUUCGGGGGAGGUAAACUGUGUGGUCUGGGAUGAGUGUUCGGAGAGAUUGGCGAGUGGAGGAGAGGGUGGGGAUGUACUCGUAAGGCCUCCUCCUAUCAACUGACUCGUUGGUGAACCUCGGGGCUAGCUAACUCGAUAAUCAAGAUCUGGGAAAAGCCCGCCAAGAUCCUUCAACCCUUUAAAUUGCAAGGGCACACUGAAGCCGUAGUAUCGCUGUGCUGGCAGCCAAUUGCGUCCUCACCCCAACCACCCACCAAGCGAGUCCUAGCAUCUGCCUCAAACGACUGCCAAGUUCGCCUCUGGGAGGUUCUCUCAAAAACCUGCAUCAACAUCCUAAACUCCCACGAUGAUCCCGUCGAGAAGAUAUCCUUCUCACCCUCUGGCACCCGACUCGCCAGCAGUGCGAACAGUAAGGUAAUCAUCUGGAACGCUGAAACCGGCGCGAGAACACACGUCUACGACUACCUCAAAGGUCGCAGGAAGAACGGGAAAAUCAUCACACCGGGUACGGAAACCGAUGCGGAGAUUGGUGAAAUUUCUUGGGAUGAGUCCGGGGCCAGAGUUGCGAUUGGCGGGGGCGAGGCGAAGGUUCAUGUUCUUAUGCCGACGAGUCCUUCUGCAAUACUGUCGCUACAGCAGCAGCAGCAACCACCCAAAUAAAUACAUGUGUACCAUCAUCCAUUUAGAAUGGGUGGUUUGAAUUUUCCAUGACACCCAUUUUACGGCCGGUACUAUUGAAUUAAUCCAAAGAAUUUUUUUUUUCCCCUUCUCCCUUUAGCUUCUUCAUACUCUGACACUUUUUCUAUUUGUUUUUGAUUGCUACAUUAUGUUCUGUUCAUAUGCUGUGAAAAUGAUAAGUUCCUUGGGGUGUUGGUCUUCUUUUUCUUCCGUUUUCGUCUCGUCUCUCCUCGCUACCUGUUCGGAUUGUUCUACUAUUUACUUACCAAUAGGAGUUAUUCGUUUCUUUCCUCCUUUUUAUCCCCUUCUCAUUGCUGUCCUCCCCUUGCCCACCCCCCCGCGAUACAGCAUGCUAACGGUUGGGUCACGUUCCGACGUGUACAAUACAAAAUUUCAUGGUAUGAUGUGGCGUGUUUGAUGAAAUGAGCCGGGAAAGCUUAUCCUAUUUAUUUGUUAUUCUGUCAUGCUUUUCUUGCUGGGUUUGGUUCGGAUCGGUUUUAUAUACAAAUUCUCGGCGCGCGCUUCCUUUCCCCGUUUCAUACCCCUUCCCUUUUUCCAUUUCCCUCGACGCCCUCGAGAUCUUUGCUUGUGGCUUAAAAAUUACUCGCUAUGCUAGCCUCCGUCUUCUUCCCAUUACCCUUCCUCCCGGUUUCUUCUCUUUACUCUAGCAGAUUCGUAUGACCUAUAUUCCCAAUUCCAAACCCUAGCUACCCACUGACAAAAGCACUAAAUCUCUUCUCUCUUAGCCCCUUUUCUAUUUGCAACUUCCAACUCUUUCUCUUCAUUCUUGCUCUCUCUCCCUCUUUUUUUUUCCCCCCCCCCCUCUCUUCCGGUAUUCUCCCUAGCAUUAUUCUCGCAAUUCUAGGCGCUGAACAUGUACUGUAUAACUAUUAAACUAACUUCAAAAGGUUGUUGUGGGGGUAAUUAUGAGGGAUGGGGUUUGUAUAUGGUGUUUCCCGUUCCUAUCUUUCUUUUGCCCUAUUUACACCUUUUAGGAUAGUUUCCGGUUUUUCGGCAGUAGUCUGUGAAAAUGGUGAGGGGGAGGAGUGGCUGGGGGUAUGGAAUGGAUGAGGGGAGUAGGGGGGUUGGCUGUAUCACAGGUUUAAUAGAUGUCGUGCCAUACACA
Messenger RNA from Tuber aestivum (summer truffle), 4375 nucleotides. The record is from the annotation of a GenBank genome assembly. NCBI's taxonomy places the organism in Eukaryota, Fungi, Ascomycota, Pezizomycetes, Pezizales, Tuberaceae.